Molecule: messenger RNA, 2319 nt
Organism: Pleuronectes platessa (European plaice)
Lineage: Eukaryota; Metazoa; Chordata; Actinopteri; Pleuronectiformes; Pleuronectidae
Product: protein NLRC3-like
Exons: 3
Coding region: 909-2108 (399 amino acids)
Source: RefSeq, a predicted model, not a curated record
GGGCAGAGUCUCCAGUGUUCAGCUGUGUGUCUCUGAAGAGUGACUGGUCCAAAGGAAAUCCUCCAGACUUCAGUAAAGAACCUGGACCCUCACACACAGAGGAGAGGAAGAGGAGUCAUGUUUCUGAGGAGGAGCAGUCGUCCUGCUGUGCUUCGUGUCAGGACGUCCUGAAGGAUCCAGUCUCCACCAGCUGUGGUCACUGGUUCUGCAGACAGUGCAUCACCUCAUACUGGGAACAGUCUGGCUCUUCUGGAGACUCCUCCUGUCCCCAGUGUGCACAAAGAUCCAGAACAGGAGCUGGAGCAGAUCGUGGUCUGCAGGAGGUUUCAGAUGAACAUAAGCUCAGUGUGAGGAGGAGACGUGAACAUGUGACUGAAGGAAGUGAUGAAACAGGAAGUAGAACCCUCCUCAACAGGAUCUACACUGAGCUCUACAUCACAGAGGGACAGAGUGAAGAGGUUAAUACUCAACAUGAGGUGAGGCAGCUUGAGACGGCUUCCAAGAAGAAGAUCCUCCACGACACUCCCAUCAAGGUCCACAACAUCUUUAAAGCCUCCACUGACCAGCAGAGCAGCAUCAGAGUCGUCCUGACCAACGGCGUCGCUGGCGUUGGAAAAACCUUCUUGGUGCAGAAGUUCACUCUGGACUGGGCAGAGGGUUUAGAGAACCAGGAUGUGGGUCUGCUGGCUUUGCUUUUGUUCAGGGAGCUGAACCUGGUGAAGGACCAGCAGCACAGUCUUCUCACGCUGCUCCAUGUUUUCCAUCCAGCGUUACAGAAGCUCACGGCAGAGACGCUCGCUGUCUGUAAACCUUUGUUCAUCUUUGACGGCCUGGAUGAAAGCAGACCUUCUCUGGACUUCAACCACAGGGAGCUUGUGUCUGAGGUCACACAGAGGUCAUCAGUCAACAUGCUGCUGACAAACCUCAUCCGGGGGAAUCUGCUUCCCUCGGCUCUCGUCUGGAUAACCUCCAGACCUGCGGCGGCCAAUCAGAUCCCUCCUGCAUGUGUUGACAGGGUCACAGAAGUACGAGGCUUCACUGACGACCAGAAGGAGGAGUACUUCAGGAGGAGAUUCAGUGAUGAAGAGCUGUGCAGCAGAAUCAUCUCACACAUCAAGAUGUCCAGGAGCCUCCACAUCAUGUGUCAAAUCCCAGUCUUCUGCUGGAUCAGUGCUACAGUUCUGGAGCACAUGUUGACCACAGACCAGAGAGGAGAGCUGCCCAAGACCCUGACUGACCUGUACUCACACUUCCUGCUGGUUCAGACAAAGAGGAAGAACAACAAGUACGGUGAGGGACAUGAGACGAGUCCACAGCAGCUGACGGAGGCUGACAGGGACGUUCUCCUGAAGCUGGGGAGGCUGGCACUUAAACAUCUGAGGAAAGGAAACAUCAUGUUCUAUCAAGAAGACCUGGAGUGGUGUGGUCUUAAUGUCACAGAGGCCUCGGUGUACUCAGGAGUUUGUACUGAGAUCUUCAGGAGAGAGUGUGUGAUCUUCCAGAAAUCAGUCUACUGCUUUGUUCAUCUGAGCGUUCAGGAGUUUCUGGCUGCAGUCUACAUGUUCCACUGUUACACCAAGAGGAACACAGAAGAACUCAACAACUUCUUGGGAACAUAUGGGAACAGAUGGGGUAUCUUCUCCCUGGAUGACCUCCUGAAGAGAACCAUGAAGAAAUCCCUCACCAGUACAAAUGGUCAUCUGGACCUGUUUGUUCGCUUCCUUCACGGCCUCAGUCUGGAGUCCAACCAGAGAGUCUUAGGAGGCCGGCUGGGUCGGACCGAGAACAAUCCAAAUAUCAUCCAGAGAGUCAUCAACAACUUGAAGGAGAUGCAGAGUGAAGACAUUUCUCCUGACAGAAGCAUCAACAUCUUCCACUGUCUGACUGAGAUGAACGACCACUCAGUUCAUCAGCAGAUGAAACAGUUCCUGACGUCAGAGAACAAAUCAAAGGAGAAACUCUCUGAUAUCCACUGCUCAGCUCUGGCCUACAUGCUGCAGAUGUCAGAGGAGGUUCUGGAUGAGUUGGACCUGGAGAAGUUCAACACAUCAGACCAGGGUCGACAGAGACUGAUCCCAGCUGUGAGGAACUGCAGGAAGGCUCGGUGAGUCCAGACAUGAUCAAUAACAUGUUCAAUCAGUGGAGAUGAGUCGUUCUUCAAAUACACUCAGUGUUGAAUGAUUAUCAUUGUUUUGGGCAGCAUGGUGUUGCAGUGGUCAACACUGUUAGUGCAGCCUUUCUGUGAGGAGGAGGUUCUCCUGGUGUCUGCAGGGUUUUCUCUGGGUUCUCCAGCUUCCUCCACAAACCCAAAGACAUGUA